Molecule: messenger RNA, 1059 nt
Organism: Penicillium lagena
Lineage: Eukaryota; Fungi; Ascomycota; Eurotiomycetes; Eurotiales; Aspergillaceae
Product: F-box domain-containing protein
Exons: 1
Coding region: 1-1059 (352 amino acids)
Molecular function (GO): protein binding
Source: RefSeq, a predicted model, not a curated record
AUGGAAGGAAUGAUCACAAUUGCAGAGCCAGCCAAACGGUCAUUCAUCAAGCGCCAGGCCCCUUCGUCAGUUGGUUUCCUCGAUCGCCUCCCCCUUGAAAUACUACAUUUGACGUUCAACCUUCUGGAUUUUCAAUCCUUAUCAUACUUUUCACGUACGUCUUUACAGGGCAAAACUCUUGUUGAGUCAUUGCCAGCAUAUCGCGACCUAAUGCAGUAUGCGCCGCGCACUUUGAAAGCCCUAGGCCAAACUGGCCUUCUUCAUUUUCACCCAGCUGCGACCAUUUACCAAGCUAUGCAGUCUAAGGCAUGUAUCUCCUGUGGAGAGUAUGGAGCCUUCCUAUUUCUUCUCACCUGCCAACGAUGCUGCUAUCACUGUCUGUGCGACAACACCGAUCUAUGGCUCAUCUCAUCCUCUCUUGCGCGGAAGUGCUUUUCCCUCACAUCCAAUGACCUGAAGCAUGUUCCAACCUUACACAGCAUCCCGGGAACGUACACUACUGACCAAAAAUCACGUCGCCAACGCCUACGCCUUAUCAAUGUCAAGCAAGCCCGAGAACUUGAACCCAAGCUCCGUGGGCGCAUAGAUGCCCUAGGCAAUUCCCGUAUGGAUAUCAGAUCCUUUCCAAGGGGAAUGAGGAGUGUCCUAUUCAGGUGUCUUCGCAAGGAACCUGUGCGGAUAAUAAAUCAAGACCUCUCAACAGUGAUGAGGGAUCAGGUCGUUCAUUCGGAUGACUUUGAAGGAAUGGGAUCUAUACCGUUUCCUUCGCUAUCACCUACCCAUGGUAUUGAUUAUGGACUCUGGUGCUAUGGGUGCAAAUGGAUGUUUAAUAAUAUCCAUUUGAAAGAUCCUCUUCUAUUAGACGUGAUCGCCGAUAUAACACCCGCGGGCGUCAAACCAUCUCGUAUCCUUUUUGCUCGACAGAAUCGCGCUCGAUCCAAAUCUGAGUUCCUGCAGCAUGUACAUGACUGCUAUGGUGCGCAAAAACGAAUGGCAAAUCCAUCGUCACGAUUUCAUACCUCCGACACAGACCCCGACCACUAUGCAACCCUAGGAUGA